AACUCAAGGAGGAGUGUUGAAAGAAAGAAACCCUCUCUGGCCCUUGGAGGACACAGGAAGUGCACUGGCGCGGAGUCGAGUGUGAACUCCGUCUGAAAGGGAACGCCAGGAUUGACAAAUCUUUCCGGUGGUGGCCAGUGACGGGGUGCGGGCCAUGAUGGAGUCAGCUCUGACAGCCAGAGACCGGGUGGGCGUCCAGGACUUUGUCCUGCUGGAGAACUACACCAGCGAGGCGGCCUUCAUAGAGAACCUGCGGAAGCGCUCCAAGGAGAAUCUCAUCUAUACCUACAUUGGGUCAGUGCUGGUGUCAGUCAACCCUUACAAAGACCUGGAGAUCUACACCAAGAACCACAUGGAGCGGUACCGUGGAGUCAACUUCUACGAGGUCUCCCCCCACAUCUACGCGGUGGCAGACAACGCGUACCGUUCCAUGAGGACCGAGAGGAAGGACCAGUGCAUUCUGAUCUCAGGUGAGAGUGGUGCAGGGAAGACGGAGGCGUCCAAGAAGAUCCUGCAGUACUACGCAGUCACCUGUCCAGCCAGUGAGCAUGUGCAAACCAUCAAAGAUCGCCUGCUGCAGUCCAACCCUGUUCUGGAGGCCUUUGGCAAUGCUAAGACGUUGCGUAAUGACAACUCAAGCAGAUUUGGCAAGUACAUGGAUAUUCAGUUUGACUUCAAGGGAGCUCCUGUGGGAGGCCACAUCAUCAACUACUUGCUAGAGAAGUCUCGGGUUGUUCAUCAGAACCAUGGGGAGAGGAACUUCCACAUCUUCUACCAGAUAAUUGAGGGAGGAGAGGAGGAUCUGCUGAGACACCUGGGCCUAGAGAGGAACCCUCAGCAAUACCAGUACCUGGUCAAGGGCAACUGUCCCAAAGUGAGCUCCAUUAACGACCGCAGCGACUGGAAGGUGGUGAGGAAAGCCCUGACUGUGAUUGGCUUCAGCGAGAACGAGGUGGAGGAGCUGCUGAACAUAAUUGCCAGUGUGCUUCACCUGGGUAAUGUGCAGUACAGAGAGGAAGAAGGCAACGCCUGCAUCACGUCAGACACACAGAUCAAGUAUCUGGCCAGGUUGUUGGGAGUGAAUGGAUCGGCUCUGACAGAGGCUCUCACACACAGAAAGAUCAUAGCCAAGGGGGAAGAGCUUGUGAGCCCACUAAACGUGGAGCAGGCCUCUUCAGCUCGAGAUGCUUUGUCCAAGGCGGUUUAUGGACGCACCUUCACCUGGCUGGUCAACAAGAUCAACACGUCUCUGGCCUACAUGCAGGAUGAAUCCUACAAGAACUGCUCAGUCAUCGGCCUGCUGGACAUUUAUGGUUUUGAGGUCUUCCAGCACAACAGCUUUGAGCAGUUCUGCAUCAACUACUGCAACGAGAAGCUGCAGCAGCUCUUCAUCGAGCUCACACUCAAGUCAGAGCAGGAGGAGUAUGAGGCUGAAGGCAUCACGUGGGAACCAGUCCAGUACUUCAACAACAAGAUCAUCUGUGACCUGGUAGAGGAGAAAUUUAAAGGCAUCAUCUCCAUCCUGGAUGAGGAGUGUCUGAGACCCGGCGAUGCCAGUGACCUUACCUUCCUGGAGAAGCUGGAGGACACAGUGGGAGGACACCCUCACUUCAUCACCCACAAGCUCGCUGAUGGAAAGACCCGGAAGGUAAUGGGUCGAGAGGAGUUCCGACUGCUGCACUAUGCUGGAGAGGUCAACUACAACGUUAACGGAUUUUUGGACAAGAACAACGACCUUCUGUUCAGGAACCUAAAGGAGGUUAUGUGUAUGUCUGAGAACAAGAUCCUGACCCAGUGCUUUGACCGAGAAGAGCUGAGUGACAAGAAACGUCCUGACACGGCAGCCACACAGUUCAAAGCCAGUCUGGUGAAGCUCAUGGAGAUCCUGAUGUCUAAGGAGCCGUCAUACAUCCGCUGCAUCAAGCCCAACGACUCCAAACAUUCAGGUCGGUUUGAUGAGGUGUUGAUCCGUCACCAGGUCAAGUACCUGGGUCUGAUGGAGAAUCUCAGAGUGAGGAGAGCCGGCUUUGCUUACAGACGGCGCUACGAGAUCUUCCUACAGAGGUAUAAGUCUCUGUGCCCAGACACGUGGCCCAACUGGGAGGGGAAGCUGGUUGAUGGAGUGUCCACGCUGGUCAAACAUCUGGGAUACAAGCCUGAGGAGUACAAACUGGGCAGAUCCAAAAUCUUUAUUCGCUUCCCAAAAACCUUGUUUGCCACCGAGGAUGCCCUGGAGACCAGGAAACACAGCCUUGCCACUAAGUUACAGGCUGGGUGGAGAGGAUACAGUCACUGGAACAAGUACCAGAAACUCAGAACCUCGGCCAUUGCAAUCCAGGCUUGGUGGAGGGGUAUCCUGGCCAGGAGGAGAGCCCAACGCAGGAGGAAGGCUGCCGACACAAUACGCAGGUUCAUCAGAGGCUUCAUUUACCGCCACGAGGAGCGCUGUCCAGAGAAUGAAUAUUUUCUGGAUUAUGUGCGCUACUCGUUCCUCAUGAGUCUGCACAAGAACCUGCCCAAGAGCGUCCUGGACAAGAGCUGGCCGACACCUCCCGCUGCUCUAACAGAGGCAUCAGAGCGUUUGCGGAGGAUGUGCAUGCAGAACAUGGUGUGGAGCUACUGCAAGAAGAUCAGCCCCGAGUGGAAACAUCAGAUGGAGCAGAAAAUGGUAGCCAGUGAGAUCUUCAAGGACAAGAAGGACAACUACCUUCAGAGCGUCCCCAAGCUGUUCGUCAACACGCGGCUCGACGGAGAGGACAUCAACCCCAAGGUGGUGCAGGCUCUGGGCAGUGAGAAGAUGAAGUACGCAGUCCCAGUCACCAAGUACGACAGAAAGGGCUACAAGCCUCGCUCCCGCCAGCUGCUGCUCACUUCCAACAGCGCCAUCAUCGCUGAAGAAGGAAAACUCAAACAAUGCAUCGACUACGGAGCUCUGAAAGGCGUCUCAGUCAGCUCUCUGAGUGACGGCCUGUUUGUUCUGCACGUGCCCGCCGACGACAACAAACAGAAGGGAGACGUGGUUCUGCAGAGCGAGCACGUGAUCGAGACCCUGACCAAGAUCGCCAUCUGCGCCGACAAAAUAAACAGCAUCAACAUCAACCAGGGCAGUAUAAAGUUCAUGGGGGGUAAUGGGAAGGAAGGGAUCAUAGACUUCACGCUCGGAUCACAGCUGCUGGUGGCGAAGGCGAAGAACGGACACUUGUCUGUGACGGCUCCCAGACUGAACUCCAGAUGAUGUCCACUCCAACCAGAACACAUCAGGAAGGCCUGACACCCCCCACCCCACCCUCCACCAAUCACGUGAACAGACACAUGCUCUGUCUCAGCCAAUCAGAAGCCAUCUUUCUUCACAUGGCUGCUUACAACAAAAAUGGGCCCAUCCUCCCAUCCCCUAAGAGGAGAAAAAGAGCGACUUCAACUAACUCAUAUUUAUGUUUAUAUAUUUUUUAUUAUUAAUUUUGUUGCUUUUUGAUUAUUCAGAUUUUUUUUUAUUUGAGGCCAAAGUAUAACAAACGUGGUGCGUUUUCCUGCACAUGUCUGCUUAUUGUGCCUCAGAGCAGUAAAAUAAUGAGGGAGACACCGAAUCAAAGGAGAAGGAGUUGUUGUAGAUCUUGUUUGCUUCUUCAUUCUAAAUAAUAAUUAUAUAAACGUUCCUCCUGACACUACCGAGGAAAAUGGUCGUCAUUGAUGCAUGCCAGCAUGAUGGGCAGCUAAGGCAUGAAGCGAAUGUGCGUGUGUGUGUGUGUGUGUGUGUGUGUGCGUGCGUGUGUGCGUGCGUGUGUGUGUGUGUGUGUGUGUGUGUGUGUGUGUGUGUGUGUGUGUGUGUGUGUGUGUGUGUGUGGAGGAGUGAUACUACAUCACAACCACAGCUGCCUUCUACCUUGAUGCCUGAAGUAGUCCAGAAUCAGCUGAUCCAGAACCAGCUGUCUCUAGAUUAUGAGCCCUGCUCCACCAGCUGAUCCAGAACCAGCUGUCUCUAGAUUAUGAGCCCUGCUCCACCAGCUGAUCCAGAACCAGCUGUCUCUAGAUUAUGAGCCCUGCUCCACCAGCUGAUCCAGAACCAGCUGUCUCUAGAUUAUGAGCCCUGCUCCACCAGCUGAUCCAGAACCAGCUGUCUCUAGAUUAUGAGCCCUGCUCCACCAGCUGAUCCAGAACCAGCUUCUGCCGGAAGAGCUCUGACCUGGUCUGACCUGCAUCAGAGCAUCGAGCAGCAGCAUUACACUUCUCCGUUCUGUUCUUAUUUCCAUUGCAUCAGAUGAAGUCCUGUCCUUCAGACCUUACCAACCUUUCCUCAGCCCACCUACCAAACACCCUGAUGAUUCAUUCUGAUUCUGUGUUGUUUUAUGCCUUUGAUCAAUUAAAAAUGUUUUAUUUUAAAAGGAUGGAAGGGGCUAUAAUACUUGUAUAAUUCUCAUUCCACGUUAUAAAUAAGUCAGGGAAGAGGGGAAACAGAUUAGAAUAUUGUUUACUGGGAAACAUUGUGUGCCUUAUUUGGAACAGUGACACAAGAGCAAGCUGGGACUAUAGGAAGUUCCCCUGAACACAGCUUUAUUCAGAUGUUUUCAGAUACACUCCUGUUUUCAGUCACAACUUACUGUACACACAGAACCAACGUAUAAUUAUGCUAACACAAUAAAAAGAUGCUAAUAAUUUGCAAAAAGAUGAAUUAAAAUGAUAAUAAAAGCUUUUAAAUGGG
Molecule: messenger RNA, 4696 nt
Organism: Nothobranchius furzeri (turquoise killifish)
Lineage: Eukaryota; Metazoa; Chordata; Actinopteri; Cyprinodontiformes; Nothobranchiidae
Product: unconventional myosin-Ic
Biological process (GO): actin filament organization; vesicle transport along actin filament
Cellular component (GO): plasma membrane; microvillus; myosin complex
Molecular function (GO): actin filament binding; ATP binding; microfilament motor activity
Source: RefSeq, a predicted model, not a curated record